Diaporthe batatas is the source of this 1849-nucleotide messenger RNA. RefSeq lists its product as uncharacterized. The record is from RefSeq and is a predicted model, not a curated record. Bases 47 to 1849 code for a protein of 600 amino acids. NCBI's taxonomy places the organism in Eukaryota, Fungi, Ascomycota, Sordariomycetes, Diaporthales, Diaporthaceae. The transcript has a single exon.
CGGAACCUCGUCAGACUCCUCAAAAAGCCUUAAAAGUACUCACAGCAUGAUUCUGAUCGAUGUUUUUACGCUGCAGUUUCAUCAAGUCCCAGACUUGGGUCAAACAAAAUACGCGAUUCUUUCUCACACGUGGGGAAUUGACGAAGUCAAUUACAGAGAGUUCUGCAACCCUGAGAAAGCGAGAUCUAAAUCUAGUUAUGAAAAGAUAGCCAAGACAUGUCAACUUGCAGCAUCGCGAGGAUUACAAUACGUCUGGAUCGAUACAUGCUGCAUCGACAAAAGCAGCAGUGCAGAACUGACUGAGGCGAUCAAUUCUAUGUUCCAAUGGUACAAGGACGCUGAAGUCUGCUUCGCCUAUAUAUCUGAUCUUUCUCCAAACAAUGGAGGCCCGGCCCUCGACUGGCUCAAUAGCGGUCACUAUCGAUGGUUCACACGAGGCUGGACUCUGCAAGAACUGGUGGCAGCGGACAAGAUUGAAUUCUACGAUGCAGACUGGGGUUAUCGCGGAGAUAAAGCUACUCUGAUGCGUCAACUUCACCGAGUCACCGUAAUUGAUGAGCAAGUGUUGACUGACAGCAAUAUUCUGGCCGAAAUUCCGGUGGCGAGGAAGAUGUCUUGGGCCAGCAGCCGACACACAACGAGGACCGAAGACAUGGCAUACUGUCUCCUUGGCCUCUUUGAUAUCAGCAUGCCUAUGAUCUAUGGCGAGGGCGAUCGAGCUUUUAUUAGGCUCCAAGAAGAGAUAGCCAAGGAGACAAAUGAUUUGUCCUUGUUCGCGUGGACUUCGAAAGAAGAGAACGAUUCGGAGGGCUUCAGGGGCAUGUUCGCCCGAUCGCCAGCAGAAUUCGCUGAUUGUCGGAAUAUUGUACGAUGGGCUGACUUCCUGGCACCGCGCCCAGAGUUUGUAAUCACCAAUCACGGAGUUCGUCUCGAGACCAGCUUGGGUUUGGCAGAGAACAAACGAUUUGUACUGGAUCUGGGUUGCUGUGGCGAUGCGAUUCGAGGUGAGCGGCUGGGGAUCUACCUUCACCAGACAGGGUCCAAGUUUGUUCGCCAGCACCCAGAUAAACUCUACUACACGCGAGACCCCCGCUUAUGGGUCGGAAGGAAAUCUACAGUCUACAUACAAAAGCGCUUAAGUCCCGAGGAGAAGCAAAGAAUACGUCUAGAGCUAGCGAGUCGUAUUUAUAUACGAUUUUCAGCCCGGCAGCUUGGUGAUUACAUUCUUCGGGACAUGACGACAUAUCCUGGAGCUCUAUGGAAUCCCCAGGGGGAAUACUUCCUUACUAUGGAAUCCGUUACAUCACAAGCAGCCACACCAAGCACGAUCUAUCCUCGCUUCAUUGGUUUCCGUGGCUUCGAUGUUCGCCACAGGGGCGCCGGACAUAUAUGCAGCUGUCUCGUCGUCUGUGGGAUUUUUGAAGACCUUCACGGCAGCGAUCGACCUUGCGCCGUCAUCUACACUGAUACAGAGCCCAGCACCAAGGGUGUUUUCGAGGCCAUCGCGGCAAACAAAGGAGAAACCAACGGUGUUCUGCUAAGUCAGAUUAGAGACUUUCUUAUUUCCAAGCAUUCUCCAGAUGGUAGCACGCUGUGCUGGAAUGAUGUUUCUAAUCGCGAGGUGCAAAUCGCUCAAAUGAUCAUUCGAUUAGACAUCAGGCUGACUCGUGGAUUUUCGAUUUCAGUCGGGGACAGCGGUGGGUGCGGCGAUCUCUCGGACAUCGAGCGAAUGGAUAUGAAUAAUCAAGGUCAAGAUAUAGCAUUUCUGCCAGCUGAUUACUCAGGAGAAAGACAAUAUGUUGUUUCUAUUCUCAUAGGUCAAAAUGUCAGAGGGAGACGAUCAAUCUAG